This is a messenger RNA of Macrosteles quadrilineatus (aster leafhopper), 1079 nucleotides long. RefSeq names its product COMM domain-containing protein 4. The transcript is spliced from 10 exons. Bases 283 to 831 code for a protein of 182 amino acids. The record is from RefSeq and is a predicted model, not a curated record. NCBI's taxonomy places the organism in Eukaryota, Metazoa, Arthropoda, Insecta, Hemiptera, Cicadellidae.
UGCCAAAUGCGUUUUUAGUUACAAAUCUUAAACAGUGUCCUUUGUGAUUGUGAUUCUGUGAAUAUUUCAUAUUGUUGCUCAGAACAAACCAUUUCUUCAGUCACUACCAAAGAAGUUCAUGUGGAGAAGAGAAGUCAAGAAACUGAAUUAAGGAUAUUUCAUUUAAGAGGGCUACUUAUCCUAUCAAUCAAUCCUUCAAGUGCUGUAGAGGAAACCCGUUUAUCUUGUGACUGAAGACCACGCAAGCGAAUCGGUUUAAUUUCGAGUAGCAGGACUCAUAAGAUGAGGUUCCGGUUCUGUGGUGAUGGCGACUGCCCGGAUUGGAUUCUUGUCCAGAUAAAUACACUUGCAAGAAUGAGCUCAAUUAAAAUGAAGCUGUUGUGUCAAGUGGUUGCAGACAGUCUAGUGGAAGAGACUCCCUUGAAUUAUGAAAAAGUUAAGAAGCUGACUUCUGAUGCUAAAUUUGAUGAGGACGAGGUGAAGGCAACAGUAUCAGCUUUGACAUACAUUCUGACCAGUGCAGCCAAGUACGGUGUACCAGAGAACACCUUAACCCGUGAACUACAGCAGAUAGGUUUUCCUCGGGAGCACGGGCAAGCAUUGUGUCGUGUGUACAGUGAGCGUGAGGCAGCAUUGACGUCUCGUCUGGUCCGUCAGAGUCUACGAACCUCACGACUGGUGGAUGUUGCUACACAGAGACAUGGGGCUCACUGUACUGUCACUCUCACCUACUUCAACAGUCAGACUGACCUAACACACAAACAAACCUUCACUGCCUCAGACUCCCAGAUCACUACUCUUCUGUGUGGUAUUAUAUACCUUGUACAGUAGUGUAAUAGGCUAUCUUGGUUAUAUAGGGAUCUCAAGCUAUGCAGUGAAAGACUUGAAACUUUGGAAAAUGAACUGUGAAAAUUUAUGUUUGUUAUUAACUGUGAAGCAUAUAAAAAAUAUUACAACAAAUAUUUUUCCAUGUUUUGUUACAUAGUACAUAUCUAUCUCAUUUUGUAAUGCAAUUAUGUUAAAUUUAGAGUAUAGCUGUAUGAGUAUUUUGUUAUUAAAUUGUAAUACAUUUUCUCCAC